Salvia splendens (bonfire salvia) is the source of this 2062-nucleotide messenger RNA. Its product is annotated as laccase-14. Gene Ontology annotation, biological process: lignin catabolic process. The transcript is spliced from 6 exons. Gene Ontology annotation, molecular function: hydroquinone:oxygen oxidoreductase activity; copper ion binding. Lineage: Eukaryota; Viridiplantae; Streptophyta; Magnoliopsida; Lamiales; Lamiaceae. The record is from RefSeq and is a predicted model, not a curated record. Gene Ontology annotation, cellular component: apoplast. Bases 129 to 1877 code for a protein of 582 amino acids.
GUGUUUCUAUAUGAGCAACUGAGAAAAAGUCAAGUUACGCUCUUUAUUUGAUGCAAUCAAACUUAUAUAAAAUGAUGGAUCCAAUAUCAACUUACAGCUACUAAAAGCUCAAAAUAAAUUUUGUAGAUAUGAAGGUUUUCAUUCUGUGCUUCUUAGGUGUUGUGCUUGGAUGCUGCAUAAUGCAAGCUAAUGCUUCAGUUCGAAGCUUAAGAUUUGAACUGGUAAAUUCUGAUCACACAAGGCUAUGCACCAAAAAGCCAUUGCUCACGGUAAACGGACAAUUCCCGGGGCCAACCAUCUAUGCCCGGAGGGGAGAUCUUGUCACAGUCGAUAUUAUUAAUCAUUCUGAUCAAAAUAUAACAAUUCACUGGCAUGGAGUAAAAAUGCCAAGAUAUCCAUGGUCGGAUGGAACCGAUUAUGUGACCCAAUGCCCAAUUCAACCCGGAAAAAACUUUACUCAACGGAUGAUUCUCUCCGACGAAGAAGGCACAUUGUGGUGGCACGCUCAUAGCGAUUGGUCGAGAAAUUCUGUGCAUGGCGCCAUAGUCAUCCUACCUCCGGUGAGGGAGAACUAUCCUUUCCCCAAGCCUCAUGCUCAUGUUCCCAUCAUCAUUGGAGAGUGGUGGAAUUCAAAGGUUGAAAGAGUGUUCAAGGAAUUCAUCACCGGUGGAGCUGAUCCCCAAGAAUCCAAUGCUUUCCUCAUCAACGGCCAACCAGGCGACUUUUAUCCUUGCUCUAAACAAGAUACAUACAAAUUGCAAGUGGAAUAUGGAAAAAGUUACCUAAUCAAAUUAAUUAAUGGUGUGAUGGACACCAUCAUGUUCUUCAAAAUCGGCAACCACAACUUCACCGUCGUCGGCACCGACGGCGCCUACACGAAACCGCUGCUCACCGAUUAUGUAGCGAUUUCGCCUGGCCAAACCCUAGAUUUGCUUCUAGAAGCCAACCAGCCGCCGAGCCAUUACUACAUGGCGGCCAGAGUCUACGCCAGUGGCGGGGAAUUUGUGACCAUCCCCGCCACUGGAAUAAUCGAGUAUGUCGGAAACUACACUCCGCCUCAGUCACCGCUGCUUCCAUCCUUGCCUGAAGUCAACGACUCGGCUGCAUCGAUCGGCUUCACAGACCAACUAAAAAGCCUAGGCAACAACGUCGACGUUCCUAAAGAAGUCGACGAAACUUUCUUCUACACUCUCACAGUGAACCAAUCGCCAUGUAACAAACCUUCUUGCUUAACAUCCACAAGGCUGCUCGCAAGCGUCAACAACAUGACAUUUUUGCUUCCGAGAAACAUCGACAUUCUCACAGCUUAUUACAAACAGAUUAAUGGAGUUUACACUACUGAUUUCCCUGACUUCCCACCGUCAUCUUUCAACUACGCGCAAGGCACGCCGGAGAAGAACGAGAGAGCGUCCGGGUUCGGAACAGCGGUUCGUAUGUUGGAGUAUAACACGACGGUGGAAGUGAUUUUCCAAGGCACCAACUUCGGCGGUGGCGUUGAGCAUCCCAUGCAUUUACACGGAUACAGCUUCUACGUUGUCGGUUCCGGGUUAGGGAACUUCAACAAGUUCCGGGAUCCGGCCAACUAUAACCUCGUCGACCCUCCGUUGAUGGAAAACAUCGCGGUUGCAAGAAACGGAUGGACCGCUAUAAGAUUUAAGGCCAACAAUCCAGGAGUGUGGUACAUGCAUUGUCAUUUCGAGCGGCAUGUGAGUUGGGGAAUGGAAAUGGUGUUCAUUGUCAAGGAUGGAAAGCUCCCCCAUGAGAAGAUGCUGCCGCCGCCGCCGGAUAUGCCACGUUGCGGCGGAGAAGACUCAUCUCCUCCUCUUGUAUUUGGUGAUCCUCAUCCCACAAUGGGGAAGAGAGAAGAGGCUCAAUGAUUCUUUAUUUAUGAUACUAAUAUAGUACUAUAUGUUUAUUUGUUUUACUUGUCAAUUUUAUCUAGAUUUAUUACUAUACUUUAGAAUAAUUGGGUUUUUGUCUGGUUUGAGGAUGAGGUUCCAUGGUUUCUCAAUUGUGCUAUAUUGAUAAAUUAUUAUAUUCAUGAAAAUAAGGUUCAUUUCAA